UAUACCGAUAAGGGUCUAUGAUGAGUUUGGGUGAUUCUGCUAGGGAACUGAAUUAUCACUGUAUGCUUUUAACAGAUCGUGUUUUACAAUGCCAAUUCAGGUUUUGAAGGCAGAACGGACAACUGGGUUUGGGUUACAAUUUGGAGUGGUUGCUUGAUAUGGAAGCUUGUAUGGAUUUCUUGGAUCGGCUCGGCGUCGACCUUUCGUCGAAGAUUCUAAUGAAUUUGGAGGAUCCAUCUGAUAUUGUCCGUGUUAGUUCCGUCUCACGGUCUUGGCGACAUUUUGUAAUUGCGAAUGGUUUUUGUCAGCAGUUGUGCUUGAGAAUGUUUCCUCAGUUAUCUAGAGUUUCUGGUGUUAUUGAAUUGAACAAAUGCGCACAAAUAGAGCCUGCAGUUGGAUCUAGCUAUUCAGUGGAAUUGGAAACUUUGGAAAAGGAUCAUAGGGUGUACACUUUUUUAGCUCGAGGUUGUAGAUCAUCUCACGUCUACGGUUGCAUUCAAAGAGCAAUUUGUGCUUCUAGCACUGAUAGUUAUCCAGGGAAAAGAGUUGAGAAUACUCUGUCAGCAUGUAGAGCUUUCUACUGGUCAAGUAAAGGACAAAGCAAUCCUGCAAUGCCUGAGGCACUAACAUAUGAGUUGGUCAGCAAGUUUUGUAUUAUUACUGAAAUCAAUAUUUGCCCUUUCCAAGCUUACUUUCAAUCGGGUUCACCUAUAUAUUCAGCCAAAUCUGUGCGAUUUCGGUUGGGUUAUUCCAAAACCAGUACUGAUGAUGUAGGGAAAGGUCGUCUGGCUUACUCAUACCCUUCUGCUGAUGACAAGUUCAUUUGGACCUACACUUCACAAGAAUUUCCAAUGGCUCAGAAAAGUGACAUUCAAAAGUUCAAGCUUCCAGAACCUGUUCUUUGCGUUGGUGGAAUUUUGCAGAUUGAGCUCCUGGGUAGGGUUCAGAGAAACAAAGCGGAUGGCUUAUUCUAUAUAUGCAUGACUUAUGUUCAAGUUGUGGGGCGAUCCUUAUCUCCAGCAUUUGGUGUGGAAAAUCUUGAACCAUCUGGGAAGUUUAUCUUGCUACACAACAAGCUGGAGAAAUUUUAUGACCAACCGAACGACCCUGUUGAAAGCGCCGCUCAUAUCGUGCGGAGUAGUGCCGGAGAUUUGUGGCAAAUUGUGAAUAGGUUGCAGGGAAAUUUAGUAGAUCCAAUUGAUGGAUUUGAGUAGGGUGAGGAAGAAGACAAAUCUGAGGAAGAAUAUAUUCUCUGAAUUUUUUAUAUUGUUUCGUCUAUUUGAUGAGCAGCCACCCCCCUAACCGGGGGAGCCAGUUUCCUCACCUCUUUAGAACUUUUCAUUUGAAGGAUUGUGUAGUGGUAUUACCUUAAUAUAAGUUUAUUUUCCCAUUAGA
Messenger RNA from Corylus avellana, 1395 nucleotides. RefSeq names its product F-box protein At4g00755. Gene Ontology annotation, molecular function: protein binding. NCBI's taxonomy places the organism in Eukaryota, Viridiplantae, Streptophyta, Magnoliopsida, Fagales, Betulaceae. The record is from RefSeq and is a predicted model, not a curated record.